Messenger RNA from Thamnophis sirtalis, 572 nucleotides. The record is from RefSeq and is a predicted model, not a curated record. NCBI's taxonomy places the organism in Eukaryota, Metazoa, Chordata, Lepidosauria, Squamata, Natricidae.
AGGGCAAAGCUCUGGAUUCCUUCCCUCUCUCAGCUCUAAAGCAGGCUGAGAAGAAGAGCAGGCUUGUCCACAAAGGCUUUAGUGCAGAGAGUGAGCCGGUGGGGAAAACCCGUGCCAUCGAACAUUUAAUUCAGCCGAAACCUACGAGAGUAAACAUGAUGUCGUUGGGGAGAGCCUCUCCGCUGGUAUCACUGAUGGUCGUGCUCUUGGCUGGGCCGGUGAGCAUGGUGGAACACGCCGAGUUCCUGAAUGCUGGCAAGCAGCCGGGCCUUCAGAUCUGGAGGAUUGAGAAGUUUGACUUGGUCCCGGUGCCAAGAAACCUCUAUGGUGAUUUUUUCGUGGGGGAUGCUUAUGUGAUCCUCAACACAAUCCGGCAACGCAACGGGAAUCUGCAGUACGACCUUCACUUUUGGCUGGGGAACGAGUGCAGCCAAGACGAGAGCGGAUCGGCCGCCAUUUUCACAGUACAACUGGAUGACUACCUUGGGGGAAGGGCCAUCCAACACCGGGAAGUGCAAGGACACGAAUCGUCCACUUUCCUAGGAUACUUCAAAUCAGGACUGAAGUACAAA